Molecule: messenger RNA, 420 nt
Organism: Paramecium octaurelia
Lineage: Eukaryota; Ciliophora; Oligohymenophorea; Peniculida; Parameciidae
Source: the annotation of a GenBank genome assembly
AUGUAUUCUUAAGAGUAUACAUUAGAACCUAACUCUUCAAGUUCUCCAUGCAUUCUCAUUUUUAUUGGGGAAUUACAACCACAACAGCUAAAAGAUUUAAUCCCGAUAGGUAACAACAACUUAGAAUGGAGUAUCUAAAAGAUCUUGGAAAAUGGGCUGCAAAUAUAAAAAAUAAAACCAUAGAAUAAAAAUAAGAAGAAUAAAAAAUUUACUUUUCAUGAUAAAUUAUUGAAAUUAAAAUAAUUCAUUAUGUUAAAGUAAUAUUUGACCAAAUAAGAUAUUUAUAUUAUAAUUAACUUCCUAUAUUAAAAUUAAUCAACCAACUUAAAGAACUCUUUUCUUUUCUAUUUUAUACAUAAUUAAUUAGGUAUUAAGUUGAAAUAAAAAUUUGUCAGUUUAAUGAGAGAAAUCGAUAAUUGA